Molecule: messenger RNA, 1947 nt
Organism: Salvia splendens (bonfire salvia)
Lineage: Eukaryota; Viridiplantae; Streptophyta; Magnoliopsida; Lamiales; Lamiaceae
Product: EH domain-containing protein 1-like
Exons: 16
Coding region: 141-1781 (546 amino acids)
Biological process (GO): endocytosis; endosomal transport
Cellular component (GO): plasma membrane; cytoplasm
Molecular function (GO): calcium ion binding; protein binding; GTP binding
Source: RefSeq, a predicted model, not a curated record
UCGAACUACAGGGAAGAGAAAAGAGGAGAGAGGAUACUCCAUAAAAUUGGUUACUGAAUUCCCUCUUUCACGGUAUUCAAAUUCACAAAUUUUAUCACCAGCACACUACAUACAGAAGCAAUUCAAAUUCUCGCCGAGAAAUGGAAAUCGAUUCAGGCAUGAACUUGUAUUCCAAAGAGCAACACAAAAUGUAUCAAACUUGGUUCAACUUUGCAGAUUCAGAUCGAGACGGCCGGUUAACUGGAAAUGAUGCGACGAGUUUCUUUGCCAUGUCAGGUUUAGCGAAACCUGAGCUCAAGCAGGUCUGGGCAAUUGCUGAUUCCAAGCGACAAGGAUAUCUAGGUCUGAAGGAAUUCAUCACUGCAAUGCAGCUCAUAUCCUUUGCACAAGAAGGAAAUGAACUAAACUCAGAUAUCCUUAAAAGAACAGGCUAUUUGGAGACACUGGAUCCUCCACAAAUGGCAGGUUUGAAUGCCUUUAUGGAAAACAAGAGUUAUCAAGUAUCAAACAAAAAUUCUGAAACCAAUGGAAACAUCCAUCAAGCUCCACCAAAACCAAUGAGUUCGUUUGGCACAAAGUCUAAUAAGAAGAACCACACUUCCCUCAAUUCAGUCACUUCAGUGGUUGAUGGCUUGAAGAUGUUGUACAAUGAGAAACUGAAGCCACUGGAAGCUAUGUACCGUUUUAAUGAUUUUGCAUCCCCAUUUUUGACUACUAGUGAUUUUGAUGCAAAACCGAUGGUGAUGCUUUUGGGUCAGUAUUCAACUGGAAAAACAACAUUUAUAAAGCACCUGCUCCAAUCCAGCUACCCAGGGGCUCAUAUUGGACCUGAACCGACUACUGACCGUUUUAUUGUUGUCAUGUCUGGACCGGAUGAGAGGAGCAUCCCAGGAAAUACUAUUGCUGUUCAUGCUGACUUGCCAUUUACUGGUUUGACUACUUUCGGUGGAUCAUUUUUGUCUAAGUUUGAGUGUUCCCAAAUGCCACAUCCACUGCUUCAACAUAUAACAUUUGUGGACACUCCCGGGGUUUUAUCUGGAGAAAAGCAACGGACACAGAGAAGCUAUGAUUUCACAGGUGUCAUAUCAUGGUUUGCCGCAAAAUGUGACUUAAUACUCCUCCUCUUCGAUCCCCAUAAGCUUGACAUCAGUGAUGAGUUCAAACGUGUAAUUUCAUCACUUCAUGGUCAUGAUGAUAAGAUACGUGUUGUUCUGAACAAAGCAGAUCAAGUUGACACACAGCAGUUAAUGCGAGUCUACGGUGCUCUAAUGUGGUCGCUUGGGAAAGUCCUGAAUACUCCAGAAGUAUCCCGGGUCUAUAUUGGAUCAUUUAAUGACAAGCCUGUGAACGAAGCAGCUACUGGUCCUGUAGGAAAGGAACUGUUUGAGAAAGAGCAAGAUGACCUCCUUGUAGACUUGAUCGAUAUACCCAAAAAGGCUUGCGAUCGUCGGAUUAACGAGUUUGUAAAACGUGCUAGAGCGGCCAAGAUCCAUGCUUAUAUCAUUAGCCAUCUCAAGAAAGAGAUGCCGGCGUUAAUGGGCAAAUCUAAGGCUCAACGACGACUAAUGGAUAAUCUUGAGGGUGAAUUCGAAAAGAUUCAAAGAGAACACCAUCUCCCAGCCGGAGACUUUCCAAACGUGGAACAAUUUAGGGAUGUCUUGAGUCGCUACAACAUCGACGAUUUUGAAAAGUUGAAGCCAAAGAUGAUUCAAGCUGUGGACGACAUGCUCGGCUAUGAUAUUCCGGAGCUAUUGAAAAACUUCAGGAACAUAUAUGACUAGGGUCGGUAGGAAAUCUUCAAGAAGGCUUGAAGUUGUAACUCGGAGAUGUAUUACGCAGCUCAAGACAUAAUAUCUCUUUCUAUUUUGUGGGUUUUUCAUAAACAUAAGACAAAUCACUGUGAAGAUGAAAAGAUUGACAGAAUAUAUGUUUCAUUUCUUUCGUGCU